UCAGCUGCGGCGCGCAGUUUAGCUUUGCUAGAAAGCAGGAAAUCCUACGAUCGUCGGAUCAUAGCUUUUUUUAACUACCGGUUUGACCGAACUGGUAGCUUUUUUUUACUACUGGUUCGCCCAGAUGGGUAGUUUCUAUCGCUACCGGUUCUCCUGAACUGGAGUGAACCAGUAGCAUUUCACCCCGACUACAUCUGUUGAAAAUCUACCUCAGCUUUUGAAAGUAGAGAGCUUCCUUUCUCUUGCCCAUCUGUUCACCCUGCUGAAGGUCAAGGCAACAUUUUUAGUUCCUGAUUUGUACUAAAAUUUGCAAUCUAUUUUUUUCUCCAUUGCAGACAAGCUGCAGUGGUUAAAAAAAAUAUCCAUGAAAUGGAAGAGUAUCUCAAUAACUGAAAUAAAAUAAAAUAAGACAGGACUUCCCUCAGUUGAACUCUUUCCAUGACUUUAGGGACAUGUUCGUGAAGACUUUUCUUGGCAAUGAUCCAGAAGGGUCUCAGAAGCAGUUUCUUUGCUGCUUUCUGGAGACACAUUCAGCAUUAGGGGGGAAAUAUUAAAAACUAAUCUCAAAUUAUUAUUAAAACAGCUACCAACUUCUUAACAGAAAAGAAAGCUGUGGAGCAAAAUGAAAGAGAGAAAGAGAUUUUUUAAAAAAAUUUUUUUGUAGAGCCAUCUAGAUAUGUCGGUUCCUGAAAUUGCCAGCAAGGCUUAACUAAUGCUGCCUAUGGAAAACCGACCCAGCUACCUCAGGCUGGAAGGAGCUCAUCUCCAAAUUGGGUACCUGAGGGCCAUAUCACCAGUCACCUCCUGCCUGCAGGUUCUUCCUACAAUUAAAGCUUCCUGAAGAGUCUCAGGAUUUGACAGAAAACCCAAAAGACAAUUGAGACUUCCUCUCUCCAUUAAACAAACCGACAACGUCUGAUUUCACUCUCAGGUGCUUCGUCUUCUGCCAAGCUAGCUACAGCUGCAGGACGCAAGCCUAGUUCUCUGACCUUCUCUACUUCUGACCACUUUGUCUGAGUCAGAUUUGUGUCUCUAGUCAGGAUCAAGUAGCAUAGAUCUCUGUAUCCCUCUUCAGGGAAGGGAAGGAAACGAAUGAAGCUGGGUGUGAAAUUUCAGUACUGUGCAGGUUGUCCUUGACUUACAACAGUUCAUUUAGUGACCGUUCGAAGUUACAACGGCGCCGAAAAAACUGGCCUAUUGCCCUUUUUGACACUUAACGACCGUUGCAGCACCCCUGUGGUCACAUGAUCAAAAUUCAGACGCUUGGCAACUGACUCAUGUUUAUGAUGGGUGCAGUGCCCUGGGGUCACGUGAUCCCCUUUUGCGACCUGCUGACGGGCAAAGUCAAAGAGGAAAUCAGAGUCACUUAACAACCGUGUGACUAAUUUAAGUACUGCAGCAAUUCCUUUAACAACUAUGGCAAGAAAAUGGGAUCAAAACUCACUUAACAAAUGUCUUACAUAACAACAUCAAUUUUGGGCUCCGUUGGGGUCAUAAGUCGAGGACUACCUAUAUACAGUUUCAAUAUGCAGAACCUUCAGCAUAUCUUCUACUAAAUGCUGUGUCUUCCUCUCUUGCUUUCUUCCUGCAACUCUCUCUGGAACAUUUCUUCACUGGCUGAAAGACGUCAUUACUAUUCUGCUAAAAAAACACUGGGUGCCCUUUGAGGGGGCCCUUUACUUCUUCAACACCAUCGCCAGCAACUGGACCACAGCCCAAAAAUUUUGUGAGACUAAAAAAUCCAACUUGGCUUGUAUUGAAAGUACUCCGGAAGAAGUGUUUGUUACAAGACAAAUUGCAAAGCAUCCUAAGGACUUUUGGAUUGGGCAUAAUUUCAACAUCACAUGGAGAUGCGUCGAUGGCACAGUAACAAAAGUUUUCUCACCAGCUCCAGUUGGUCAGUGGCAGAUGCUGAACUAUAAGAAUUCUAGAACCUUCAGCAUUACACAGGAAGGACAAUUGAAGCUGUUGGAAGAAGUCCCAAGAAGGAGUUGAACAGCAGGGAUAUAAAACCAUGGUUGACCAAGAGGGACAUGACUAGGAAAAAAAAUCCAAGGGAAAAAAUAUUCAAAAUGAAGUUAAAAUGGAGGAUAGAGAAAUAAGACAAUUACAGGUUCUAAAGGAAGAAAGAGCCUCUGAUAUUUGGCAUACCAACUUGCAUAAAUGGAUUUUGGGUUUCCUGUGCCUGCUUAUGAUUUCCAGCUCAGCCGCAAUAUACACAAAAUACUAUUUUCAUUUGGCCCAUAUCAGACAAAACACCAAUGCCAUGAAGUUGAUUCGAAAUUUUAUUCUACAGCACAAUGAAUCUAUGGAAACACUGAAAGAUUCUGACAUUCUCAAUGAAGCAGAAAAGAUGAUACGUCAAGUGGCCCAAAUGUAUCAAGAAAGGGCUGAAAUGCAGACACUUAUGGAAGACACCCUUGCAAUGAUAAACAAUGGGUGGACGGUGGUGAGCGGCAGCCUCUAUUUUAUCUUUUCCAACUUAAUGACAUUUUAUGAGGCCCAGAAGAUUUGUGACUCCAUAAACACAACGCUGGCUAUUGUCACCCAUCCCCAGGUAGAGUUAUUUCUGGAGUCUCGGUCCCAAACGUUAAACCAAGGAAUCUGGAUUGGUUUGCAAUUUCUCGAGAGAAACUGGCAGUGGAUUGAUGGAAAGACACCAUAUCACACACAGUCCUGUCAGGCCUGGAAAACUGUCAGGUCCAGUAGCUCCAGCUAAAUGUCCGCAACGCCCUCCAAACAAAUUAGAACAAUGUCUCCAAAGCUACAAUUGUGCAACACUUGGCGUUUUCCUGCUCUUCUUUCUGUUUUUGUACACCCUUUGGUAUAUCAGAUUAUGUGCUGUUGAAAAGGCAAAACGGGAUCCACUUCGGAAAGCAAUGACACAACUUAGGUAUUAUAUGAUAAAACAGAAUGCUGAAUUUGGUGCCCUUAAUGGUAAGUAAAGAGUUCCACUCUGAAUGUGCAGAUGCAUUCCUGUCCCCAAGGCCAGUGAGCCAGUGAUGGGAUUCAAUUUUUUUUACUACCAGGUCUGUGGGCAUGGCUUGGUGGGCGUGGCUUGGUGGCGUAUCAGGGGAAGGACACUGUAACAUCUCCAUUCCCUCUCCACUCCAGGGGAAAAGACUGCAAAAUCCCCAUUUCCUCCCGAUCAGCUGGGACUUGGGAGGCAGAGAAUAGAUAGGGGUGGGGCCAGUCAGAGAUGGUAUUUACCGGAUCUCCAAACUACUCAAAAUUUCCGCUACCGGUUCUCCAGAACUGGUCAGAACCUGCUGAAUACCACUUCUGCAUCGAGCCCAUUUUCCUUCCUCUAGCUAGAUUGGUGGGUUACAUCGGAAUGGAAAGUGCAUUCGCAUCCAUCUGCUGCUUAUCUACAACUUUCAGUCCCAGGUCAGAACAAACUAAGAAAGACCAUCGUGGAGGGUGGGUUGGGGAGACAGAAGCUAUCAAAAUUCCCCAUGGGAAAUUCUAAGUGGACUUUGUCACAAUGUCCUUGAGGAGCUACUCAAUCUGCUUUGGGUGACUUGAAGAGGCCUUGAAUUCUUCUCACUGGUUCUGCAGAAGAAUCAGGCGCUAUUAAAAAGUCCAGCUCCUUCCAGACAGUAAAUAAAUUGACAGGCAAUCUACUGACACUCAGGGGAGGAGAUCCAUUCAUUCAUUGCUAACCUCCAGCCUCUCCACCAACCCGAUGCCAGUCCACAUUUCAGACAUUGGUUCUUUUUUUUUUUGCCAAUUCUUUUUAUUUUUUAUUUUUUCUAAAUAUAAUAAUAAAAAAAUUAUUGUGAACAAAUUAUUGGUCAGGUACAUCCUUAAACAUAUUAAAUUUCACCUCCAUUAUAAUCUAAUACAAUAUAUUUUCUUCUCCUUCUUAAAUUUAACUAUUUAUUUGCACAAAUCUAUUUUAAAAAAAAGAAAUUCAAAUUCAACCCAUUCUGAAAGGUAUUUAAAUGAAGUCUAGUCCCCAUAUUUAAUUUCUCAAAACAUCAUUAGUAGAUUUUCUAUUAACUUCUUAAAUUUCACCAAUCUGAACUUUAUAUCUAUAUUACUUAUCAGAGGUCAGACCAUCUAAAAACUCUUUCUUAAAACUGCCCAGCGAUCACAUAGCAAUUUCUUUCUUACAUAGGAAUAGUCCUGAAUUCACAAAGGCUAUUCCUCCUUAUCAUCUUCCUUUGCCUCUAAAUCAAUAACAUAUAUUUAAGAAUUUUCCAUCUAAUCAGUUUUUAAUACCAAACAAAAAAUUUAGCAUUUUAAAAGGGUAAUUACUAGUUGUUUCCCCCAGUUAUUCCUCCAUUGUGUUUAACUGUUUCCUUAGGAGUUUUUAAUCAAAUGAUUUUAUUACCUUACUUAUUAAAAGUGAGAA
Molecule: messenger RNA, 4357 nt
Organism: Ahaetulla prasina
Lineage: Eukaryota; Metazoa; Chordata; Lepidosauria; Squamata; Colubridae
Product: C-type lectin domain family 4 member F-like
Exons: 12
Coding region: 2084-2719 (211 amino acids)
Source: RefSeq, a predicted model, not a curated record